Molecule: messenger RNA, 867 nt
Organism: Lachancea mirantina
Lineage: Eukaryota; Fungi; Ascomycota; Saccharomycetes; Saccharomycetales; Saccharomycetaceae
Source: the annotation of a GenBank genome assembly
AUGGACUACUUCUCUAUUAAACAAGGAUUUUAUACCGGUAAUUUCAAGCAGUCGUUGCAGGCCAUUGCCAAACACAACAAAGUUGAAGAUGAGACGCUCGAGUACUAUCGUUUGAGAAACCUUCUUGCGUUAAAACAGUAUCAAAAGACGGAUUCGGCACUUGGUGCAGUUUUCGAUGCUUAUGCAGAGUUUUUGAAGUCUGGCGAUCUUGCUACAGUGGCAGAAAUCGCGCAGAAUCACAAGUCGCCUUUCGCACAGAAUCUGCUUGCGUGCGCUCAAGGUCUACAUGGCGACUUUGAAGACGCUCUCAAGACGUGUCAAACAGAGAUUGACGAAGAUGAAGGCACUGGGAUCUCAGAGCUUGUUUUGCUAGCAGUUCAACUAGCAAUUCUGGCCGGUCAAUCCUCAACUGCGGAAGAGAUCUACCGCAAUUACAUGGCCGCUCACGAAGACCUCACAAGUGAUGACGAAAUUGUACUCAAUUUUUGCGAAUCCUAUCUCCACUUCGCUCGUGGCGAAGAAACUACGGGGUCUAAUUUCUAUUUUUAUGAAGAGCUGUGUCAAACCUCCCCAAGCUGGAAAACCCAGUUAGGACUUUUAACUCUGCAGUUGCAACAGUCAAACAUUCCUGAAGCUCGCGCUAUCGUCGAUCUUCUUGAAUCUGAGUUUUACCAAAACCAGAAGGAAAGUGCAGACGCAUUUCUACCGGACUUGCUCGCUAACAAAAUUACUUUGGGUGUUAUGGAAGGAAAUAACGUAGACCAACUACGCACUCAACUCGCAGACGUCGAUGCAGGGCAUCAAUUUUGCAAGGAUCAUAAAGCCAAUUCGUUAAAGCUCGACCAGAUAAUUGCCAAGUACAAGUAA